Molecule: messenger RNA, 1962 nt
Organism: Rhodamnia argentea
Lineage: Eukaryota; Viridiplantae; Streptophyta; Magnoliopsida; Myrtales; Myrtaceae
Exons: 9
Coding region: 213-1559 (448 amino acids)
Source: RefSeq, a predicted model, not a curated record
CACACAAAUAGCAGAGGCAAACAAGCAGCAACGAUGCUCAACAUUCAUCCGCAACUCGAAUUUAAUCAGACGGGGAAUCGAAUCUCUUUGAUGUCGAUGAUGACUUGUAAGCUGAUUCUGCCGUCGCCUCUCUUGUUCGCAGUCGUCGGAGCUUGGGCUGUUGGCGGAGGGGAGGGUUUAGGGUUUUAUCGGGUGAGAGUGGAGUGGAAGAAAUGGGGGGUAGGGUUCCGGUGGAGCACUACGAUCUCAGAGCGGCGAGUUCCUUCGUCGGAGCCUCUUCGCUCCACGAUCUCAAUACCGUGGACGACAUUGGCGGCGUCAGUCGGGACGCCGUGACUGAGGAUAGCCUGGACAACGACGACGAUUCCGCUGCCGUUGAAUGUAUUCAUGAUUCGUACCGGGCUUCUUUGCCAAUUCAUGGUGUUGGAGCUGAAGAAGAUCGCUCAAGCCUCGAGGACGUUGGUCCAUCGAGGAGUUCCUACGACGUCUUGACCAUCGAUGAUGUUUCACCUAUUGAAUCCUCGAGGGCGAGAUUUCUGCAAAUUAUUGUGGAUCAUUUCAUUACUGAUCAUGUGGUUGAAGUAUCUGAUCCUGAGGCGGACUACUCUGCUCAAUCUGGGCAAGGCCAGCUGAACAAAAGAAAGUCCAGAGAAGUCCAAUUUGAGGGUGACCCGAGAUUUGCAUUGCCUCUGAUGUAUGUGGCGAAUAUGUACGAGACUUUAGUUAGUGACGUGAAUGUAAGGCUUACUUCAUUGAAUGGUAUCCGUGAGAAAACUAUUGGAGUAGCUCUUGAAGCGGCUGGUGGUUUAUACAGGAGGCUGGCUAAAAAAUUUCCUAAAAAAGGUCCUUGCACAUUUAGGAGAAGAGAGUUGGCUACUUCUGUAGAAACGCGAACAAGAUUUCCUGAAUUAGUGAUACAGGAGGAGAAGCGGGUUCGCUUUGUAGUAGUUAAUGGUCUGGACAUUGUCGAGAAACCAGAUAGCAUGUCAAUUGACAAUGCCGAAUGGUUUAAACGACUGACUGGUCGAACUGAAGUCGCUAUCUCUCCUCGUGACUAUAAGUUCUAUUCACCAAGACACAAGUACAGGCGUAUUGUGUCCAAUUCUGUUUCUACCAUUUCUGCUCUGCCUCCAUAUCAUGGAAGAGAUUCUUCAGCCAUGUCCCCUGCCGGAGAAGGGUAUCGCUCCAUCGGUGAACCACAGAGUCAGCAGUCAACUGCGAAGCAUGAUAUGCAGCCAAUGUCACAUCAGUCCCAGUUUCACCCUAUUCACCAGAGCCAUCAUCAACCAAUUCACCAGAGUCAACAUGCAUCUCAUUUUUCUUCCACCCAUCAUUGUGGCUCAUCUUCUAAUUUGCCUGAUUUAGCCCAUUCUCAUCAUUCGUCACCUAUAUCACAACAUAUGGCUUGCUUACAACCCCUCAAUGGAGGCCAUGUAGGAGGGCGCUUGCACAUAAUGGCACCUGCCCCUGCAAAAUUCUGUGAUGAAUGUGGGGCCCCAUAUUUGAGAGAAACCUCGAAAUUUUGCUCAGAAUGUGGUGCUAAGAGAUUGGGAACAUAACACCAACAUCAUGUCCUCCCUGGCCCUGCGUAGGAGAAACUUUGUUGUCUCUCAUGUAUCCACAAACAAAUAUGCAGCACAAGAAUUGGACGGGAGAUCAGGCUUCGGCCAUGGUUGAACUUGAAGGCUGUAUAUGCAGCAGAUAUUUACACUAUUUGCAAUGUUUAGGAGAGUGCAGAAAAUGGCUUUUGUUGUAGAUUGGUGUUGAGGUGGUUUUUUUAUUUAUCAAACAGGGAAAAGGCAUGGAUCCCUCGAAGUUCGUCAUCUCUUGGGUUGUAAGAUUGUUACGAGCUUCUUUGUAAAAAAUAGAUUGUAGAACAAUUAGCGAUUGUUGUCCCUUCUCCGAGAAGGAAGAGUAGCUUGUAAAUUCGAGUUGUAAAUGGGAAAUCUAGGUGAUUGAGUA